Molecule: messenger RNA, 1438 nt
Organism: Ochotona princeps (American pika)
Lineage: Eukaryota; Metazoa; Chordata; Mammalia; Lagomorpha; Ochotonidae
Gene: GNMT
Product: glycine N-methyltransferase
Exons: 6
Coding region: 344-1231 (295 amino acids)
Biological process (GO): S-adenosylmethionine metabolic process; regulation of gluconeogenesis; one-carbon metabolic process
Cellular component (GO): cytosol
Molecular function (GO): identical protein binding; S-adenosyl-L-methionine binding; glycine N-methyltransferase activity
Source: RefSeq, a predicted model, not a curated record
GGAGCCGUGCGGGUGGGGUGGCCCAUGUCGUCUUCUCCUCCCAAACCUUUUUGGGGACCCUCCUGGAGAUCCAGGACAAGUGGGCAGAAGCCAGGAAGGGUAAGAGGGUCUUUUUCCUGCAUCUGGAAUUGUGUGAAGGGCCGCAUCCGGAACUGGGAGGAGGCGGCAGCGCCUUCCCCCACCCCACCCCCGCUGGAGCCCCGGCGGCCUCGGCUCCCUGCCGAGUCCAGGAGGGCGUGUCCCCGCGCUCACCUGCCAUUGGCCAGGUGAGGCGGCUGGGCCGCGAGCAGCGGCCGGGCUAUAAGUACCGACACCGCGGUUGCGAGGCCAGGAGCCGGCCAGGAUGGUGGACAGCGUGUACCGGACCCGCUCCCUGGGGGUGGCGGCCGAAGGGCUCCCGGACCAGUACGCGGAUGGCGAGGCGGCGCGCGUGUGGCAGCUCUACAUAGGGGACACCCGCAGCCGCACGGCCGAGUACAAGGCGUGGCUGCUCGGGCUGCUCCGCCAGCACGGCUGCCAGCGGGUGCUGGACGUGGCCUGCGGCACCGGGGUGGAUUCCAUCAUGCUGGUGGAAGAAGGCUUCAGCGUGACCAGCGUGGACGCCAGCGACAAGAUGCUGAAGUAUGCUCUCAAAGAGCGCUGGAACCGGCGGCAUGAACCUGCCUUCGACAAAUGGGUCAUAGAAGAAGCCAACUGGUUGACGCUGGACAAAGACGUGCCCCGGCCAGCAGGGGGCGGCUUUGACGCUGUCAUUUGCCUUGGGAACAGUUUUGCCCAUCUGCCAGACUGCAAAGGGGACCAGAGCGAGCACCGGCUGGCACUGAGGAACAUCGCGAGCAUGGUACGCUGCGGGGGCCUGCUGGUCAUCGACCACCGCAACUAUGACCACAUCCUCAGCACCGGCUGUGCACCCCCUGGGAAGAACAUCUAUUACAAGAGUGACCUGACCAAGGACGUCACGACAUCGGUGCUGAUGGUGAACAAUAAGGCCCACAUGGUGACCCUGGACUACACGGUGCAGGUGCCGGCCGCUAGCCAGGAUGGCGUUCCAGGCCUGAGUAAGUUCCGGCUCUCCUACUACCCGCACUGCCUGGCACCCUUCACGGAGCUGCUCCGAGCAGCCUUCGAGGGCAAGUGCCAGCACAGCGUCCUGGGAGACUUCAAGCCCUACGAGCCAGGCCAGGCCUACGUCCCCUGCUACUUCAUCCACGUGCUCAAAAAGACGGGCUGAGAGCAGCCACGGCUCCAUGGCCCCAUGCACACCCAGGGGCCCAGCAGCUCCAUACCCAGCCCUUCCAACUUCUGCGGACACCAGGGGAGGGGGGCUGUGUGGGCGGGGGCUGGCUACAGCAGAGGGUGUGUAGAACAUAGGUUCAGGUCAAUGGAAGGGUAAGCAAUACAGUCUGUGCCUUGUCCACUCCUGCAAGCUUCGUGUUUA